UCCCCACCAUUGUUAAAUCUUCCCUUCAUAUUCUUAUCUUUUACUUUCAGAGCCCUUAAUAGAGUUACUUUGAAGAUGUUGAUAUUCAAAUUCAAUGCCAUUAAGAGCAACACCCUCUCUCAACUUCAUAAGAUUUUUGCAGUCUGGACUUGCUUUGCCCAAAAAAUUGAAGGGUGACAAAUUCACCAAAGCAAUACUGGCUUUUGCCUUGCCCUGCUUGUUGCUGAUGAUUCAACCAGUACAAGGGGCUGCCAAAACCCCAACAUUACAGUAUGGAACAUUUGAGAGGAGCAAUAAUGCUCUUUCGACACACUCUCCACCUGUUAAUGACCCGACAAAGGGUUGCAAUGUUGAAAACGGUUGUCGACAGUUUACUCUGAGUCUUGAAAACCGCCGAGGAACUCCAGUUGAAGCUGUUGCCAAUGUUACGAUGGCAGAAGGAACUUUGAACCACAGAGAGCUAGGUACCGAGGCCAUAGCUGCUGGGAUUGCCACUUGGUUCUCGAACAAGACUGAGUCCAAUAGCAAUACAUAUGGUGGUGGGGAAGAGGGAGAGGGAUGGGAAAGCAGUGAUAGGAGGAUGAAAAAUGGUAGCUCCAUUAAGUUUGUAACAGAAAACAGUAGCUAUGUUACGUCUGUAACGGAAAAGGGUUAUUGGUGAUUGUUUUGUUAUUUUUCGAAAGUUGAGUAACUGAAUUGAAACCUGAGUAACUAUUUUGUCAGGUACCAAAAAAUUGAGUGACUGUUGGUGUAAUUUACCCCAUUUUAUAUUAAUAAAUGAGAAAUUAUUUGGUAUAUUAA
Molecule: messenger RNA, 801 nt
Organism: Gossypium arboreum
Lineage: Eukaryota; Viridiplantae; Streptophyta; Magnoliopsida; Malvales; Malvaceae
Exons: 3
Coding region: 95-661 (188 amino acids)
Source: RefSeq, a predicted model, not a curated record